This is a messenger RNA of Setaria italica (foxtail millet), 1200 nucleotides long. Its product is annotated as 12-oxophytodienoate reductase 1. The coding region runs from base 19 to 1167 and encodes 382 amino acids. Gene Ontology annotation, molecular function: FMN binding; oxidoreductase activity. The transcript is spliced from 2 exons. The record is from RefSeq and is a predicted model, not a curated record. NCBI's taxonomy places the organism in Eukaryota, Viridiplantae, Streptophyta, Magnoliopsida, Poales, Poaceae.
ACCUCUCGCUUGUGCAAGAUGGCGCACCAGCAGGCGGCGAAGGAGGCGAUCCCGCUGAUGACGCCGUACAAGAUGGGGCAGUUCGAGCUCUCCCACAGGGUGGUGCUCGCGCCGAUGGCGCGGUUCCGCUCCUACGGCAACGUGCCGCAGCCGCACGCGGCGGUGUACUACUCGCAGCGCGCCACCAGGGGCGGCCUCCUCAUCGCGGAGGCCACGGGUGUGUCCACCACCGCGCAGGGCUACCCGCACACGCCAGGCAUCUGGACGCGGGAGCAGGUCGAGGCGUGGAAGCCUAUCGUCGACGCCGUCCACCGCAAAGGCGCGUUCUUCUUCUGCCAGAUUCUGCACGUCGGCAGAGUCUCCUCGACCGAUUUUCAGCCUAACGGACACGCGCCGAUCUCAAGCACAGACAAACAGAUCUCCCCCAACAUUGAGACCGGCAAGGUGUACUCCAAACCACGACGGCUCCGGAAGGAGGAGAUCCCCGGGAUAGUCGACGACUUCAGGCGCGCAGCGCGGAACGCCAUCGAGGCCGGGUUCGACGGUGUGGAGAUCCACGGCGCGCACGGGUACCUCAUAGAGCAGUUCAUGAAGGACAGCACCAAUGACCGCACUGACGAGUACGGCGGCAGCCUUGAGAACCGGUGCCGCUUCGCGGUGGAGGUCGUCGACGCCGUCGUCCGAGAGGUGGGCGCGAACCGCGUCGGCAUGAGGUUGUCGCCGUUCAUCGACUUCAUGGAGUGUGUAGACUCUGACCCAGUGGCGCUCGGCAGCCACAUGGUGCAGCAGCUCAACAAGCAUGAUGGCUUCCUCUACUGCCACAUGGUCGAGCCUCGGCUGUCCUACAAUGGCAUGUUUGUUGUCGACGGUCGGAGGCAGAUCCCACACGGGUUGUUGCCGUUUCGAAAGGUCUUUAAUGGGACGUUCAUCGCUGCUGGGGGUUAUGACCUAGAGGAAGGCAACAACGUAGUGGCCAAUGGCUAUACAGAUCUCGUUGCUUAUGGAAGGCUUUUCUUGGCAAACCCAGACCUGCCUAAGAGGUUUGAGCUAGGUGCACCAUUGAACAAGUACGACCGUUCCACCUUCUACACACAAGACCCUGUUAUCGGCUACACCGACUACCCUUUCCUUGACGAAGACCAUGAUGACUCAGUUGCUCAUGCUUAAUCAUGCAGUUCAGUGAGUGAUUGCACUUGUCUU